Messenger RNA from Hippocampus comes (tiger tail seahorse), 3212 nucleotides. It is a transcript of the gene zdhhc11, whose product is annotated as zDHHC palmitoyltransferase 11. Gene Ontology annotation, cellular component: Golgi apparatus; endoplasmic reticulum. The record is from RefSeq and is a predicted model, not a curated record. Gene Ontology annotation, biological process: peptidyl-L-cysteine S-palmitoylation; protein targeting to membrane. The transcript is spliced from 9 exons. Gene Ontology annotation, molecular function: protein-cysteine S-palmitoyltransferase activity. Bases 509 to 1876 code for a protein of 455 amino acids. NCBI's taxonomy places the organism in Eukaryota, Metazoa, Chordata, Actinopteri, Syngnathiformes, Syngnathidae.
UCAAGUACAGGUAUUUUGGUGGCCUCGUUCAGUCAGAAAUACAGUAUCGUAAACAUUUCAGUGUGAUGCAGUUCUCCACCCCUGCAAACUACAGCCUCAAUAAAAACAGUGUCAAUCAAAAUUGAUCAUGAUUAUCUUUGUUCAAUCUGAUUGUUGUGGGGACUGAGUAUCAAACACAUCGUGGCCAGUGACUGUGAAGGACAUGAACGCGACACGAGCAGGUCGGCGAUUAGGGUAGAGUACGCAUGCGCAACAGUUGCCAUGGCGCAGGCGAGCGCCGUCGAGCAAACUGUUUCUUCAACUUAAGUCAAGCAACAUCUUCGCGUACACUGAGACGACGACGUCAGCAAAGGCGCUUUUAUCUCACCUGUUUUCACGUUUUUCUUGUAGCCUUAGUUAGCGGCGCCGUGUAGCGUGACGUGAGGUUUGGCACGGUGAAAAAUGAAUCACUCGCUGGCAAUCGCCGUGUGCAUUGUUUUCAUUUUAAAUCGAUGACUCGGAAGUUGGUAUGAACACCGCAACCAAAAUGAAUGUCCUUAAUGGGAAGUUGAGACGCACGGCUCCCAUGCAAGGCAGCAGUCGAAACGAACUGGUCUCGUCCAAGACCCCGCGCGUGAACGGUUGGACGUGGCCCCCUCAGGUCUUCCAAGUCAUUGCCUGGCUGUUGUACAACUACCUCGCCGUGGUCGCCUUUGGCAUGUUCAUCCCCCUCCUACCUCUGCCUUGGAACCACGUGCUCUACACUUUUACAGGUUUGGCCUUUCUGGUGCACUUGCUCAGCCAUGUCGCCGCGGUCACCAUAGAUCCAGCUGAUGCCAGCGUGAGGGCCAAAAAAACGUACACCGGCCCCAUGCCACUUUUUGACCGCACAGUGCAGCUUCAUGUCAUCCAAGACUUGCACUGUUACUUGUGUGAAGUAAAGGUUGGGCCCAAAGUGAAACACUGUAGCAUUUGCAACAAGUGUGUGUCGGAUUUUGAUCACCACUGCAAAUGGCUGAACAACUGUGUGGGUGGCAGAAACUACAGGUACUUCUUUGCAGCCGUGACCUCUGCAGCAGUCGGCGCGGGCUUGCUUGUCACUGUUAUCUUGUUUGUAUUUAUCCAACACUAUCUUGAUCCAAACGUCCUACGGUCCAACCCGCAAUUCCACAGUAAGUCAUCACACGAUUGGAUAGAGGCCACAAAUGGAUUGUUUGUUCAGAUAAUUUCUUCAUUCAAACGUGUGUGCAUGUAUGUCCACCUUUCUGCAGGUUUGCUGGCAAACGACACCUGGCUGGUGUUUUUACCAUCAGCCCCUGUAAAAACUAGUUCAGCUGGUCUCCUCAUAGUGGCCUUUGUUAGUGCCAUGCUGAGUCUGACGUGCUUGCUGCUUCUGUGGCACCUGCUCUGUUUCCAUUUCUACCUCUUGUGUAAAGGACUAAGCACGUAUGAGUACAUAAAGCUGCAGCGUCAAAAAGAAGCCAAAAGCGGAGACACUGAAGUGGGAAAUUCACAGGACCCGCCAAUAAAAAACAAGGUUCCACAGGUGACAAUUCCAAAGACUCCAUUGAACUCUAUGGAUUGUGAGGCCACACAGAUUCAUGGUGCAAGUACCCGCAAGCUUGAUGAUAAAGGACCACUUUCCAAUCGACUGUCAGAGACCAUGUACACUGAGAUGGAAAACACCAAGAAGCAAUCAACAAUGAAAAACAGCUUCCAUCAGGAAACACAGAAUUCUGCAGAGAAAGAACAAGCAGAAAGAGAGAUGAGCACCUCGAGAAGCUGGAAGGCUGAUGCUGGUGAUGACUUGCAGAGUGAAAGCAUCAAAUCAGUGGAGAGCGUUCCAGAGGUGCAGGAUCCCCUUGGAAGCUUAGUGAUGACUCCGGAUGACACGUAACAGUCAGAAGUGCAUUGGGAUUAUACGUUCGCUCAGGGACACCUUGUUAAAAUGAGUUACCAUGGAGCCAUUGGUGUAAAUGAGGACAUCUUCAGUUUGUUACCAGUCAUGAAGCGUUUUCAAAGAGGACCCUACUUUUUCAUCGUUACUUAACUUCACAUUGUCUUUUUUUAUUUUUUUUAAUGUUGAAUUAUGUCAACUAAUUUUUCAUGUUAUGGACUUGUAUGGUGGUCCAUCUUCAAUGUUGGAGUCUGUGCCAUUAAUCUUGGUCAAGUAGAUGUUUUUGGCAUUUGGAGAGCUUUGAUUUAUUUUCCAAACAAAACCUGUUCCAAGUACAUGGCAGUAAUGCUUAAAUCAUGUCAUUUUAUCUGCCGGCGAAAGAAACGACCUUGUAUGGUCAAAUAGAUCCGUGUGUUGAGAAGUAUGGUGGAGCACAUUCUAGUGGAAGAAGAAUGAGCAUCACUUCUGUGUUUGAUGAUUGUUACAUAUUGAUAAUUGUGUUAGUGUUGUUUCAUGUCAUAGUAAAGAAUCAAGAGCAAUCAUUUUCGUGAUCCCUUACUUUACAACUGGAAGAAUCUGGGACAGAUGUUCUCAAAAUUUAGAGGAGACAUUUUUCCAAGGGUCUAAUGACAAUUAAACAUAACGUGUGCUCAGAGGGUACAUCCAACAAAGAGGGCACCCAUGGCUCAAAUUGGAAUACACAUAAUUAUAAUACAUAUGACCAGAUAAGCACCACCCGGUGCAAUAAAUUAGGGGUCUUAAAACGUGGCUAAAAAGAGCAAACGGGCACAUAAAGGGCAGGCCAAAAAGUAGGGGCAUACAUAUCCCCAGUGCCUUGUGGGGUCUGCCACGUGUGUUUUCCUAAUUGUCCCCAAAAUUAACAUUACAAUUUUUUGGGAGAGGGAGUGAGAUUAAAUUUGUAUUUUGUGAAGAAAAGAAACUUGUAAUCUCAAAAAGGUUUUGUCAUUGGUGUAAAGUUGUAAUGUGAAGAGAAUCAAGUUAUUGUUGAACUUUAAAUUGUAAUAUGAUCUGUCAAAGGUUAGAGAAGAAAGUAUUAUGUUAGUGGAUUUAUGAAGUGCAAUUUUAUUCUUGGAAUAUUACACCUUCAAUUCUGGGAAAGAUGUUUUAUAUAUAUAAAAAUGUAUGUACUUUUUGAUAUGAUAUGACCAAUUUAUUGAAAAUUAAUUUGUGGAGUUGUGCAAUAUGUAGGGUACAAAAUAACAAAAUAACAGCACCAUCAAUAUUUACAUAGAUGGUCAUAAAUCACACAUUGCGAAAAAGCCAAUUCAAUUGAUCACAUUCGUAGCCGUCCUGGAUCAAAUACAGGCACUCAUAC